CGGAAUGACAUGCAGCCAUAUUUGACUGUAUUCAUCAAGCCCUUCCCCCCUUCAGCAUCUUCAGCAGGACAGUAAACUGGAGCGGGACAACGGAUGCCAAUCGAAAGGAGACUUUACCGAAGAUGGCCUCGCCAAGAACCGUAACAAUUGUCGCCCUUUCCUUUGCACUGGGUCUGUUCUUCGUGUUCAUGGGUACAAUUAAACUCACACCGAGGUUAAGCAAAGAUGCAUAUAGUGAAAUGAAAAGGGCGUACAAGAGUUAUGCAAAGGCCCUUCCGGCAUUGAAAAAAAUUGGCGUAUCUUCUGUACUUCUACGCAAGAUUAUUGGUACUCUUGAGGUGGGAUGUGGAAUUGUUCUGACCCUUGUGCCAGGGAGACCAAAAGACGUGGCCAACUUUAUUCUGCUACUGGUUAUGCUAGCGGUGCUUUUCUUCCACCAGCUGGUUGGGGAUCCUCUAAAACGCUAUGCUCAUGCCCUAGUGUUUGGUAUUUUGCUGACGUGUCGGCUGCUCAUUGCUCGUCAGGGUGAGGACCGGCCUGAGAGGGAGGAGAGACGAGAAGAACAGAUCACUGCCCAGGAAAAGAACAAAGUCAAAGUUUCUUAGCUCCACAAUUUCAGAAAGAGCGCCUGACAGACGAUCUGUUUCUCUGGAUAGUAGAGAAGGUGCUCAGAAAAAAGACAGUAGUCCCAAAAGGUGAUUUAUGUCCCACAGCUACAUAUCAGAAGCCUGAAAACCAGAUCUUGUGUUACCUUUACCUCACGUCUCACCUGUAAAACUUCUUAUAUAUAUAUAUGAAUUUCUUAUUUGAAAUACAAAUUUUCAGUUUGGACGAUCACCAUUGUGGCAACUGUUUUGGUUGUGGUUGUGCACCAAAAGAUUAAACUACUGUAAUUCCCUGUUGUAUUUAUUUUUAUUAUUAUUUUGGCCCUGCAUUAAAAUAUAUAUAAAAUGUCACUUUUAAGAUUAUACUGUGAUACAGGUUUCUUCAAAUGUCAACAGUUUUUAUGAUUGUUUUUUUUUUUUUUUUUUUUACUUUUUGAACUAAUCAAUGAAUACUAUAUAAAUCCAGUUCUGUUUACAUUGAGAUGCUGUACAGCUUUUGUUUAAAUAUUCAAGUCAGAUGGCAGAAAGUAGCUUUUCUGUUGCUUUCAUAUCUGUUGCAACCAUCAAAACAUCACAGUUUGUUUAGGUACAUGUACGUUCUUCAUGUUAUUUUUCUUUUUUUUUUUUUAAUUUGCAUAUAAUAAUAUUUCUUUGUUUCAUUUGAUCAAAAUAUAUUUUCUAGGUUGUCUCUCCAAAAACAGUCAAAUAAAAAUCAUAUCCUAUAGGAUUCUUCUUAUGGUCAUUUUCUCCUUUUGAGUCAUAGAACUACCACAUUGUUUUACAAAUUUUAUUACUAAAAUAGAUUUUUUUUUCUUUUUUUAUCGACUGUAUUUUCUUUUGAUAAAUUUGUUCCUUUAUACUAUUCCUGAAAACCCAGCACUGCUCAUUUGAGGUGUCUUACUGAUUUUACAUACUAAAUUCAGCUUAUGCAUCACUACUAAUAAACUGAAAAGAUGAAUCAGGUGUUUCAAGUAAGUGACAAAUUCUAAAUGCACAGUGCUGGAAGGAGUAGAAUUGAGAAACUUGUCUUGAAAUGUUUGGAUAUAUACUGAUAAUUUGCUGUUUGUAACUGAGUAAAAAUACCUAAUGAAGAACAUGA
Carassius carassius (crucian carp) is the source of this 1704-nucleotide messenger RNA. RefSeq names its product novel acetylcholine receptor chaperone. The coding region runs from base 123 to 605 and encodes 160 amino acids. Gene Ontology annotation, molecular function: acetylcholine receptor regulator activity. The record is from RefSeq and is a predicted model, not a curated record. Lineage: Eukaryota; Metazoa; Chordata; Actinopteri; Cypriniformes; Cyprinidae. Gene Ontology annotation, cellular component: endoplasmic reticulum. The transcript is spliced from 2 exons. Gene Ontology annotation, biological process: positive regulation of protein localization to cell surface; chaperone-mediated protein complex assembly.